CCCCCACCCCCACCCCGCGCGGUGUCGGGGCGCUCCGGGCACCCAGGGCGGGGGUCCCCCAUCCUAAAUCCCCCCCCACCCUUUAUCCCCCUUUAUCCCCCCCUUGUUCUGGUACCGGCCCCGCCAUGUCGGUGAACAUGGAGGAGCUGCGGCACCAGGUGAUGAUCAACCAGUUCGUGCUGGCGGCCGGUUGCGCCGCCGACCAGGCCAAGCAGCUGCUGCAGGCGGCACAUUGGCAGUUCGAGACCGCCCUGAGCGCCUUCUUCCAGGAGACCAACAUUCCCAACAGCCACCACCACCACCAGAUGAUGUGCACCCCAAGCAACACACCGGCCACUCCACCCAACUUCCCGGAUGCUCUCGCCAUGUUCUCCAAGCUGCGAACCUCCGAAAACCUCCAGAGCAGCAACAGCCCCAUCACCUCCAUGGCCUGUUCCCCCCCGGGCAGCUUCAGCCCCUUCUGGGCUUCCUCACCCCCCAACCAACAGCCCUCAUGGCUGCCCCCCUCCUCACCCACAGCCCACGGUCUCCACCACCACCUGCAUCACCCGCAGCCCUCCUGGCCCCCUGCGCCUCCCCCCGGUGCCCCCCCACAGAAAGCCAUGGCCACAAUGGACAGCCAGAGAUAAGGGGGGGAUAGGGGGUGGGUGGGUGUAGGAGGGGGGGGGGGAACAGGGCCAGGGCGUUUGCAGUGGGGGGGGCUUCAUGAGAAACGCACUGGAAUCAUUUUCUAGGUUUUAUCCUUUGUUGGUUAUUGGGGGGGUGGGAUGGGGAGGUGGUGAGGGUGGGGGACACUGCCAGGAAGGCCCACACAAGUUACCAGCUGGUCUUUUCCUCCCCCUAUUAUUAUUAUUUUAUUUUGUUUUUUUUUUAAAAUAUAUAACUAUAAUAUAUAAAUAUAUCUAAUGUAUAUAAAUGCAGAAGGGCACAGGGGGCAAGGCAAGCAAGGGAAUGGAAUUGAUUGGGGGGGUGGGAGGGGGGAAAAGAUACAAACCCAAAGGGAUGAAGACAGCUGCCAGCACCCAGCCCCAUUGGGACAGCCCCCCCCCCACCUUUAGCAUGGGGUGCCUGA
This is a messenger RNA of Coturnix japonica (Japanese quail), 1072 nucleotides long. RefSeq names its product UBA like domain containing 2 (gene UBALD2). The record is from RefSeq and is a predicted model, not a curated record. Gene Ontology annotation, molecular function: protein binding. Lineage: Eukaryota; Metazoa; Chordata; Aves; Galliformes; Phasianidae.